Molecule: messenger RNA, 255 nt
Organism: Clunio marinus
Lineage: Eukaryota; Metazoa; Arthropoda; Insecta; Diptera; Chironomidae
Source: the annotation of a GenBank genome assembly
AUGAAGAAGCAUUUAAAUAUAUUUAGAGUAGAAUACGAAAAUUUUGACGCCAAACUUAAAUUGGAAUUUUGUUCGUCUCCGUUUUGUUCUUCACGAAGUGUGGCCGUCGUCCAUGAUAAUUCAAGUCUGCCACCUUCUACAUUUCUGAAUGCUUUUGCCACAGAUUUUUUUCACACUUUGAACGCCAAGUCCAGGGACUCGCAGACUACUCGGUUGAAAGCAUAUCAAAAGAGGAUUUCAAAAGCACCUGAAUAG